CACUGUCAAUAUUUUUAAUCCGAGAUAAGUUUGUGUUCGUUUCUAUUGGAAAUAAUAAUCGAGAAAGAUGAAUAUAAAAUAUUUGUUAUUAUUUCUUUGUUUUCUACAAGUGUCACAUUAUUGCUACGCAGAUGAUGAUCUAUCGUUAUCAAACGAAUUAGAUAGAGGCUUGCUUCCAAAUUGUUCCUUGACUCCUCAGGCGAUUUCAUUUAUUCUUUUUACUAGGGAAAUCCCGAAUGGUAUUGUUCUUACACAACAGAAUUUAACGAGUGUCGGAAUAUUUAAAAAAUCUGAUAUAUCGUCAAAUCCGGUUGUAUUCCUUAUACAUGGUUUCCUUUCAUGUCCAAAUCAAACAAACUUCUUGGAUGUGACAAGAGCUUUGAUAAAAAAAGAUAAGUAUAUAGUCAUCUCGAUCGAUUGGAAGGAUGGCGCUUGUACUAAACAACCUAUUCUUAAAAAGUGCUUGGGUUACUUUCAAUCCGUAGAAAAUACACGCAUAGUUGGAAAAUAUAUUGCUCAUUUUAGCAAGAGACUUAUACAAGAACAUAAAUUGUCGGUAGCAAAGGUACGACUGAUAGGGCAUAGUUUGGGCGCACAUAUUGCAGGUUUUGCAGGGAAAGAAUUUCAAAGUUUUAAAUUAGGAAAAUAUCCUGAAAUUAUUGGGCUUGAUCCUGCUGGGCCUUCGUUCAGUUCAAAUAAAUGUUCCGAAAGACUCUGCGAGACAGAUGCAGAUUAUGUUCAAAUUAUACAUACAUCAAAGUAUUUCGGAAUAGGGAAAACCAUUGGUACCGUCGAUUUCUACAUGAAUAACGGAACUAAUCAACCCGAUUGUAGUAUGCCGGUAGACGUUUGCUCUCAUUCGAAAGCCGUGAUAUACAUGGCUGAGUGCAUAAAACACGAAUGUUGUUUCAUUGGGAUACCGCGCUCAAAGAGUUCGCAGCCUAUUUCGUCGUGCACAAAACAGGAGUGCGUUUGCGUUGGAUUAAACGCAAAGAAGUAUCCUAGUAGAGGCUCAUUUUAUGUACCGGUUGAAAGUACUGCUCCUUUUUGCAAUAACAAGGGGAAGAUAAUUUAAUAAUAUAAAAAAGUAAUUUCCAUUCCUCGAAAUGCAUUUGUUAAUGGUGAAAUGAAUAAAUUACCAUUUAACAAAUAAUCGUACAUGCAGAAUGUCGUCCAAAAUAAUUGCGGAGUAUAUAAUGGAUGAUCUUAGCAAAUUUAAAAAAUAAAAAGAAUUAUAUAAACAUAUACCCUAUUUGAUUUUGCUUUUUAGUUGUAGUGAAUUGAAUUUUUCUGUCUGCUUAAUUUGAAACUGCUUCCUUGCUUCUGAAUAAAUGCCUGUAAACAUAUUGUCAAUGAUUAUUUUAUUUUUUCGUACGUUCAGAUUUUGCUUGGAUUUGUUAGAAAUUUUGUUUAAUUUUUUCACGAAGAGUAUCAACUCUUGAAUCUCACAUAAUCUCAAUUAAAAGUCUAAUACAAAAUCAGAUAUCUUUAUAUGAACCUUUUUUAUUGUUUUUACGUGCCGAAGUCAUUUCUAAAAUGUUUCAUAUUCUUUCCGGGACAGUAUUUAAUAUCUAGCAAGUAUUUAUAUACAUUAUUUUUAUAAAUG
This is a messenger RNA of Vespula vulgaris, 1606 nucleotides long. Its product is annotated as phospholipase A1. Gene Ontology annotation, biological process: lipid metabolic process. Lineage: Eukaryota; Metazoa; Arthropoda; Insecta; Hymenoptera; Vespidae. Gene Ontology annotation, molecular function: lipase activity. Bases 68 to 1075 code for a protein of 335 amino acids. The transcript is spliced from 7 exons. The record is from RefSeq and is a predicted model, not a curated record.